AUGGAGAAAGGGGUCGUGGAAAGCCUUUGGAAUGGUAAUAUAGAAACUCAAAUUCAAGCAGCCAUGCAACUUUGUAGAUUAUGCAGGAAGCAGAGGCACAAUUUGGCAGAAACUGGAGUUAUGGUUCCUCUGAUUUCUAUGCUUUAUUCUGAAAACUAUGAAGCCAUAGAAGCUGCUCUGUGUGCUCUUCUCAGCCUUUCCUUUGGCAGUGAACGAAACAAGAUUAGGAUCAUCCAGUCUGAAGCUUUGCCAAUUUUCCUGAGUCUCCUCCAUUCUCAAAGCCAAACAGUGGCACAAUUGACAAUAGCAGCCAUGUUAAUCCUCUCUUCUUGCAAGGCAAAUAAGGUAGCAAUUGCUUCAUCUGGGGCUGUACAAGUAUUGGCUGAAUUUGUUAAUUGGGGCAGCACUCAGUCCCAGCUUGAUGCUAUAGCUACUCUCCACAACCUCUCAACCUGCCAAGAGAUUAUACCAUUGAUUGUCUCUUCCGGUGUUAUACUCUCCUUGCUUGAACUGAUUCACAUAUCAGUAAAAUCAUCUCCAUUGGUUGAGAAAGCAAUUGGGUUGCUAGAAAAUAUUGUCUUUUCAUCAGAGAGUGCACUUUGUGAGGCUGCAAGUGCUGGGGGAGCAAUUGGGAUACUGGUUGAGACUAUUGAAGAUGGAUCUUUACUAGGAAAAGAGCAUGCAGUGGGUAUACUUCUCCUUAUAUGCAAGAGCUGUAGAGAAAAGUACAGAGGAUUGAUUUUGAGAGAGGGAGUGAUGCCAGGAUUGCUUCAGUUAAGCAUGGAUGGAACGCAGAGAGCCAAAUCCAUGGCUCGAGAAUUGUUGUUGCUUCUGAGGGACUGCUCCAAUUAUAGCUCAAGACGUAGGCAAAUUAAUCGUGAGCUUAUAGAACAGAUCAUGGAAGAAAUUGAUGCAGAAGGAGAGGAAUUGACAGAUACUACUUUCAGGUUGGUAGAGGAGAUGAUUGCGAAGCUCAAUUCAUGA
Messenger RNA from Gastrolobium bilobum, 984 nucleotides. RefSeq names its product U-box domain-containing protein 3-like. The transcript is spliced from 2 exons. The coding region runs from base 1 to 984 and encodes 327 amino acids. Gene Ontology annotation, molecular function: protein binding. The record is from RefSeq and is a predicted model, not a curated record. NCBI's taxonomy places the organism in Eukaryota, Viridiplantae, Streptophyta, Magnoliopsida, Fabales, Fabaceae. Gene Ontology annotation, cellular component: cytoplasm; nucleus.